Molecule: messenger RNA, 7607 nt
Organism: Rattus norvegicus (Norway rat)
Lineage: Eukaryota; Metazoa; Chordata; Mammalia; Rodentia; Muridae
Source: RefSeq, a predicted model, not a curated record
GACAGUGGACCAGCCUGUUGAAUUUGUCCAUAAGGACCAGGGAGCAGGUUAACGUUGACCUGUGGGACUCCUUGAUAGCUUUGUAUUUUGUUAGUUGACGGGGUUAUUGUACCUCACAACUUGUGUUCACCAGAUCACAGGGAUGGACAUCACUUCUAUUAAGAAGACUUUGGGCAGUCAGUAUAGGGUGGUUUUCUUUCUUGGACAGGGUUCAUAUGGCAGGGUGAGAUUGGCCUGGCACCGGAGAACGCAGGCCCUGGUUGCCAUCAAAACGGUAGAGAUCAGCAAGGACACCAUCAGGGGGAUCCUGUCUGAAAUGACCACAUUGGAGUCAUUGAACCAUCCGAAUAUAAUUUCUUUAUAUGAGGUCCUGAUCACAGGGACCGGAGUUCAUUUUAUAUUACAAUAUGCUCCAGGAGGCAACUUAGGAAAACUAAUAAGUGAGGAGGGCCCAUUGCCAGAAGAAAAGGCGAAGAAAAUGUUCGGACAGGUCGUAUCUGCCAUAAGAUAUUGCCAUAGCCUGGAUAUUGUCCAUCGCGACAUCAAGCCACAGAAUAUACUGAUAGAUGGAGAGGGCAAUAUUAAGCUGAUCGACUUUGGCCAGGCCAUCAAAUGCAAACCUGGUACAUUACUGAGUAGGCACUGUGGAACCAGGGACUUUAAUGCCCCAGAACUGGUAUUAAGGGAGCCAUAUGAUGGCAAGAGUUCUGAUGUGUGGAGUUUGGGGGUGGUGCUCUAUUUCUUUACCACUGGCUACUUACCCUUCAGAGGAAAGACCAUCAAUGAUGUUGAGGAAAGGAUUACAACGGGGACCUAUACCAUUCCUACUCACCUGUCUGGGCAACUCGAAAACCUGAUACAUCAAAUUCUGAGAGUUUCCCCAGACAUGAGGCCCUCUGUAGAGGAAAUUGAAAAUCACCCAUGGAUCAAGAAAUGUGAGUUUAAAAUCCUGCCCAAGACUGACCCAGAUUACAAAAUUAUAGAAAUGCUCUGUGCAAUGGGGUAUAAAGCCAAGGACAUCUUGGAAUCCCUCCAAAAGAAAAGAUACGAUGAACCAAUGGGGGCAUAUUUGAGCUUAAAAGAUCAUGUAAGCAAAGGGUUUGAUGUUGGAUAUAUCACUCCAGCCAAGCCUGGGGAUCCGUGCCCUCCGCCACCCCCAUCACCAGCACAUCCCUCUGUCUUUGGCCUUCCUCUCAGGAGAAGGGCCAGUGAGCCCAUCUUUGGCCUCCACCACAGACCUCCCUCAAGAGAACAGAAUCCUCUUGACCUGAUUCUAUCAGGACUCAAGAUGAGCAGGUGUGUCUCCAUGCCUCCCAUUGCGGUAUACUAUCCUAAGAAGGAGAGAAGCACUUCUACCCGUGCCCUCCACUCAACACCUGUGGCUUGCCCGUGCGUCAGCAACAACAUGUCGGAAGUUGAAAUAAUCCUGCCACCUAAGCAAGACAUUGAGAUGAAUACGUCAUCUCCCCCUCAGAGGAUGGGAUGGUUUAAGAGACUCCGCAAAGGAAUCAGGGACUGUUUUUCAAGACUUUGCUGCCUCCCGAGGGCUCCAAAGAAAAAAACCCAGCAUAGAUCCUCCAAGAGAGUGGCCCCCCUGAAAAAGGCAGCAAGCAGUACCAUAUAAAAGCUUCCCUCCUGCAGAUAAUGGUGCAUUUGAGGCCAGGACAGUCAUGGAUUCCUGAGUACAAGGACAGUGGCUCAUUGUUGCUAAGGAUCCCAACUCAAAUUAGCAACACUGGACUGAAAACACAAACUAAAAUCCUCCUACUUGAGCAAGGUAUGCAGAAAAAAUGAGAGACUGCUGUUUUCAGGGACAAGUAUCCAUACGGAAUCUAUAGUGAUGAUCUAUGCCUGGCAGAGGAAAAAUGGUCAACUAUCUAAUGGGCCCCCUCAAAGUCUCCCUGCAGCUCAGAAGAACACCAAGGGCCUCAGCUCUGUCAUUCCUGUAUCACUGUGGAGCAUCUGCCAAGAAUGGACACCAGAAUCUGUAGACCAGGGAGAGACUGGUUCCCACACUUUAGUUCCGCACAGUAAAACAACAGCCUAUCCCCUAAUGAGGUAUGUACAUAAUGAUAGAGGAUUCUCCACACAAACUUGAUUCACAAGAACAGGGCCUCUUUGGUAGACACCCAAACCAUCUGAAAUCAGGUGAGAAGAUGUGAGAAGCCUUCGAUCCCUGUACCUCAAGACCAAAUAACACUCAUUCUGAUAGGAUACAUGAGCUGGUCCUCGUUUAUCUUCAUUCCCCAAUUCCUUCUAUCUCCUAUCCGCAUGAAGACCUUUCCUUCACAUGCUCUGAUCUGAAUCUUGUUCUGCAAUUCAUGGAACACAUUUGAAAAGUCGAUCUGGACCUCCAUGUCCUCAUUGUCUGUAUGGACCUUCAGGAUGGACAGUCUCUGGAAGAUCCUGUGACAGCUGCAGGAUGGGCUGAGCAGCUGUGUUUGUCCAUAUCUACGGCAGAAGCACUUGAGCCAAAAGACUAACAGUGCCAUCCUGCCCUUAACAAUGAAGUGAGGAUUCCCCUGUCUCCAUGUGAACCAACCUGCCUGCCCCAACACUGUGCUAAUGUCGCUGCGGGAACACUAAGGACAUGAGGACUAUGAGAGUAGGACACUCGGUGCAAAAAAAAAGUUCCCUUUUAAUACUGACUAAGAUGCUCAGGCCUCAAAGGAGGUGGACUGCAAGGGUGAGAGCUGAGUGUUCCUUCUGGAUAUGAGUCAACACCAGCACGCAGGAAUCCACCAGGUUUGGAUGGACGAUGCAUCUGACCAGAAGAAGGGAGUAGUAUGUUUCUGGGGUGCACAGAAAGAUCCCUCACUCUGUGUAAUUACCCAGGAAAUGAAAUAGUCUUGUCCAUGUGGACAUUGGUGCCCAAAUGAGAAAAAUAGUGUAUAUAUCCUGACCACUUAAAAGCCAUGCUUUUUCUGAGAGAACCUCUGAGCUCGAAAGACUGUGAAAUAGGAUGUCUGCCUGUACCAGAAUCUUUCCUGAGUGGAGAAUUUUAUCAGGAAGAAGAAGGCCCAGAGCAUGCACAUAUGUUGAACUCUUGAAGGGCACCCAGUUUGAAAGAGAACAUCAAAGGCCUGAAUCAGUGUGAAACAUGCUGUCUGCAAGUACUAGAACACUUCCUGAGAGCAAGGGACACUGCCAAACCACUAGAGGCCAAAAGUUAUGAUGGAUAAAGAGACAGGUGUUCUGGUGACCUGUAACCCCAUCAGGAGCCCCAAGGGUCACCUCCUGCUAAACCAAACAUAACCUUUAUCAGUGAAGGUCACUCCCGAGAAAUCCUGUUGAGAAACCCUGCAGACAGGAAAGCCAAGGAGGCCUCCUCCUUCCCAUUGUCAUUAUCUUCUAAGGGAACUUGAACAGGUUAGCUCCUACAGACUUCUUAAAAAGCCUGGAACACUCUGCUAAUUCUGUUUCCCGUACUCUUCAACUGAGUCAAGAGAAGAAAACAGAUAUUUGGAACACUGAUCCAAUCAAAUUGAUAUUCUGGUGAUCAGAAGCCAAGACUAUACAGAGAUUUCUGAGGCCUCUCCAGGAAUUCUGUCCAGAAUCACGCUCUGGAGGACUUCAGUGUGCGAGAAUGUGAGUAAGUUGGAUAGACUCUGGGGUCUAAGGAAUGAAGUUUGUCCUCAUUAGGACAAAAAGAUACAAGAGGAACGCCCGAGUACAUAUAGAACACAGGGUGCCAUGAUGUGGAGCCCGAAGACAAGGGAGGCUGCUGAACACUCUAAUGCCUGUAUGAGUGUAUUUGGACAUGAACAGUGUAGCUGGAUCUGUUUGCCUUCAGUUCAAGCUGCAAUGUUGUCACCAUCUCCUCUUUAAGCCCAUGUAUCCUUGACAAGGUUGUUCUGCCCUUCAAGUUCAUAUGAUGAUUGUGCAUGUAGGAGACCUAGCCUUCUGUCACCAAGGAAACAGAAAGCAGUGGAGGAAUGCGACCGUGGGAGGCUGCAGGCAAAAGUGAUGUGGGUCCACAACUGUACCUGGAAGCUACAUAGUACAAUCCCUGAGGCCCUGUUCAGACCUUCAUUCUAUUCUGGUGUCUUCCUAGUGACAGCCCUGCUAGCCAAUGACGACAACUUCUCCCUGACUCUUCCCCAGCCUUGCUUCCCAGUCCUGAGACUUGAAGAGCACAGAGCAUGGCCUCUGUAGGUCAGUCACUGGCUCUGGACCAUUGACCACUACCACUGCUUUUACUUGGGAUGGUGUUCAAAUUGUGGGAUGUCUGAGAAAGCUGGGUUCCACGUUUUUGCUACGCAACCUGUUCCUCAUGUCCUGGACUUUGCCUGCUCCAGUCCUCAGUUGCCAUUCAGUAAGCAUUGUGACGUGUAAGGCUCUCAGGAGAAGCCAGAUCCCAGUGGCAUUAGUGUGACAAACAAGCUGUGCCCAAGGAGCUGACACUCUGGCAGAGUCCAGGACAUCCAGGAAGACAGAGGUGGUGAGUGAAAUGCUGUUCUCCACGCAGAUCACAGACCCUGGGAGUGUUGGGUAUUGCUACCUGACAAAGGCCUGAAGUGUGCACUACUGUUGUGCUGGUGGUGGGAUUGUCAGAAGAUGAGGAGGCCAUCCUGAUAGAGACAGUGUAGGAAUCCCAGAAACAACAGCCAUGUUGCUGCAUGUGGCUAACCUUCGUUGAUUUUGCAUGUCAGUUUCUAAGCCGAUAUCACCAACUAUGACUCUGACAUCCAAUGAAGCAGUCGAGGGCCAUGAUGCUUUUCUGACUGAGGCAACACAGCCUGGAGCCCAAAUCCCGAGGCUGUGCACCAAAGUCCUUCCCUGUUUGUCACUGGUGAGCAGAGUCUGACCUGAAAGUCUGGACCUGAUCUCUCAGUGAAGGCAAAACUGCUUGACCUCUGAUUUUGAACUGCUAUUGUAGCUAAUGCUGCUAUUGAUUUAAAAAUCUAGUUCAAUAUGUGAAAAAAUACACUCUUCAAUCUCCUGGAACAUUCUGUCUCAGAGAGGACCAUGUCUACACGUCAAAGGAAAGACCAGAUCCUGGUGCUUUCCCACAAGAAGUUGCUCAAUGUGGCUACCUGGCAGGCCAAACAUAAGCCUGUGUCUGCAGACAGGAGGGCACCAACAAUGUGUCAAGCAACCUCAUCUGCAUCGUCACAAGCAUCUGCAGUGUCGUUUGACAGUUGUGGAGCCCCUCCCACCAAUAAAGGUUAGCAACUUGUCGGGCUUUCAUGGCAUUUAUGGCAGCUAGAUUGUGCUUCUUAGAGUAAGUCCAAAUCAGUGCUACUAGGUAUGUAUGAUGCUUAUACACCUUACCCUAAUUUAAACAGAUGGUGUGGGCACUGAGAACAUGUAGCCCUGCAAAGCAUUUUAAAAUAUUUACAUAUUUUCUCAUUUACCUAUUCACUCUCCCCUACAUCCUGUCUGUAGUCUGUCUCUUCUAUCUCUUCUCUGGUUUUUAUAUCUUUUGUUCCGUCUUUUUCUCAUUCUGGGCAUUUGUUUCUGACUCUCUCCUGUUCUCUUUCUUACUGCCUAGCUGCCUCUUUGUCUGUCUAUCCAUCUGUCUCUCCCUUGCUAAAUCUCUAUCUCUUUCUCUGUCUCUCUCUGUCUCUCUCUGUCUCUCUCUGUCUCUCUCUGUCUCUCUCUGUCUCUCUCUCUCUCUCUCUCUCUCUCUCUCUCUCUCUCUCUCUCUCUGUGUGUGUGUGUGUGUGUGUGUGUGUGUGUGUGUGGCUGUGUGUCCAUGCAUGUGGGGGCAGGUAGCAUGUAUAUUUCCUGGAGAGCCUGUGGAGGUCAAAGUUUAACUCAAGUGAGGUCUUUCUCAAACUCAUAAAGGACCUAGUAACUGAACUCUACUACCUAUUAUUGGAAAAGCUUUUGUAGGUGAAGAACCUGAAGGAUCUGAGGCUGUGCCAGUACAUGCUGGAGAAAUACUUGACUGGAUUCGGGUGUAGGAGCCUAGGCAUUGGCCCACAGAUGUGCUGUUCUCCUUCUUUGGAUACCCGUCGCAACAACACAAUCUUCUCUGUCUACUGGAGUUGUCUUGGUUGUAGAUUUGGAGAUCCUCAAUCUCUCAGCUUAGUUCUCUAACGUUAAGUCAUAUUGACUCUUAGCAUAGUACUUUAUUUGCCACUGUUCUUUCUACCUUUAUUUUUCCAGAACUUUCUAUGGGUAAGACAUUCCUUCUGUAACAUUUUAUGAUGUGUAAGACCACACAAGGGUACCCAGAGCCCAUACACAAUGUGCUCUUAUUAUCCUGUGAGAAGUCCAAGCCAGUAACCCAAUCUGAACUCAGUGGUGAGAAGGAACCUAAAACUCAGAACAGGACUUGUUAUCAUUCCUUUCUUGUUAGUACCAUUCACAACUUCUGUAGAAGUUGGGAGUCCAGAAAGCAAAGGGCGGGAUUUUCUCACAUGAUCUUGACCCAUGUUGGGUUUUCUGUCUUCCAUCUCCACCUUUAACAUUUAAUAUACCACAUCUCUCCAAAGGUCAUGCCUAUUCUAGUGUGCUGCACUCACUGACGAAGUUGGAGCAAGCGUCAAAAGAGUGAAGGCCAAGCUCUGACUGUGACAGAGAGUUUGAGAUAGACAACUGAUGCUUGGAAAAACACUUGACUUCUCGCUGGGACCUCCAUCUACUGUAAAUAACCAACAACCUGUUCAAGGAUCAAUGUGCCUCUGAGAUGAGGACAACAAGGUAGAAGGGAGUCCACAGAAGGAAACGGGUCUGAGGGCUAACACCAUAACGCUUCCAAUUCUGUCUUCUAGGCAUCACUAACAAAUCUAUAUAGUCCUACCUCCCAGAAGAUGAGUGAAGGUGUUACAGUUAGGAUGAUUGUUGACAUGAGGCUCUCAGAGGUUCACCACAAAUCGGAAGGACAAGAUUGAGAUUGCCAUUCAUAUGGUCUUUCCAUAGUCUCCCCUUGCAAUCAGAAUUGACCAUCACUAUGGACCUCAUCUAUUAGAUGCAGGUUGUCUAGCAAGCCUCUGGACAGGCAGCAUGGCAGAAAUCAACUCUUUCCAAAAAAAAAAGGCUGCUGCUGACACAGUGGAUAGAGCACACACAAGCUCCCUGUCUGACUCCUUCAGCUCCUGCAUGUCUCCUUGGCUAACAUUUCAGAGCUUCUGAUUCUUCAGACAUCAGCUUCUUGAUACUGAAGAGAUUGUUCUAACUGAUGAGCCCAGGACUAGAAGAUGGACAGCAUCCAAGAAGCCUGGUCCAUCUAAGGCCAAGUCACAUCUUUAAGAAAUAUUUGAAAGCAUUUGUGCACAGGAUAAAGGUGCAAGGACCAAAGUCUCCUUAGACUUUCCAGCCUACAGAGGGUCUGACAGACUCAGGUCAAAGGUUACGUCUGAAGCCUAGAUCAUGAAGAAGGCCCCACUCCACAGGAGAAGCCUGUGGCUGAUGCUAUUGCAACUAGGACUACGAUUGUGAAACUUGUGUCUGUGGAUAGCAGAUUCACGAAUCUUGUGCCCAGGUAUCCACAGGCCUUUUUUCACACAUUCCUUGGUAUAACUUUGCAAGUCCUGACUUUGGACGUGUCGGGUGCUGAUGGUAUCUCACUUGAUAUAUAGUACAAGAAAGAUUUUUACCCCUUUAAGGGGCUGGAAAUAGACUGGACUCACAGUUACCAUUAAAACUGAAGUUCUGUC